This is a messenger RNA of Gastrolobium bilobum, 2396 nucleotides long. RefSeq lists its product as uncharacterized. The coding region runs from base 1 to 2088 and encodes 695 amino acids. Lineage: Eukaryota; Viridiplantae; Streptophyta; Magnoliopsida; Fabales; Fabaceae. The record is from RefSeq and is a predicted model, not a curated record. The transcript has 2 exons.
AUGGGUGCCUGCUUGAGCAAGAAGAAAGGGUCCUCUACCUCCUCCCAUUCCCAGGGGAAUGGUGUCACUGUUAACGCGUCCAAACCCCCCACACAGCCAGAAGUGAACCCGAAGAAGAAGACAGUGCAAGAGAAACAAGACGCACAAGUAGUAGUAAAAGGAAAAGGAGGAGAUGAAUGUCAAGUGAAGAAAGAGAUAUUCAUCAUCAAACAUAGGAAGAGCCAUGAUGAUAGAGAAAGAAAUUCCAAAACCCCACCUUUCGCCGAUGAAUCAAUGGGUAACAAGAUUGCACCAUCCACACCAAAGAUGGGGAUGGGUACCGUGGGUGUGAGGACUUCAAGCUGCACCAAAGAAGAGGUCGAUGCAAUUCUCAUUCAGUGCGGGAGGCUCAGCAGAAGCUCUUCUGGAAAAGCUGCUUCUUCUUCUUCUGCUUCUGGUGAGCGUGGGAGAAAGUACUCGGGUUCCAAGACAAGUUACGAUUUUGAUCACUGUGACAAGGAUGCUAUUUCUGCUGAUGAUGACCACAAGAGAGCCAAUGCCACUGACAAUAGUGAAGAAUGUGAUGCAGAUAAAAGCCACCACCACCAACACCGCCAGCGGCACCGUCAAUCUCCUUCUCAGGGAAGGAGAAGAACCCCAAGCAGGGAAAGCGAAAGAGAACAGCAACAACGAUCCAGCAGCAGAGAGAGGAGAGUGAGUAGAUCUCCCGGAAGAAGAUCAUCCGAGACUAAUGCCAAUGCCAAUGCCAAUGCAAGCAACAACACAAGUUCUAGGCCUGGAAAAAUGGUAUCUGUUCCUGCCACUGUUUCAUCACUGGUUAUGGAUAAGAGUAACAAUGGAGAAUCUGCAGCAGCCACAGGCAUAAAGAGGAUCACGGUUAAGAGAAAUGUUGGUGAUGGUGGUUCAAGGAGUGCAGCGUCACCACGUUCUCAAUCCCCUGCAAGAGCUGAACAAUCCCUUAGCCGCAAUAACUCUUUAAGGAAAGCUGAACAAUCUCCUUACAGAAGAAACCCGCUCAGUGACCUUGAUCCUAACUCCCUUGCUUAUCCACAAUCAAACACCAACAAUGUGCAAAACAAACCCCACAAGGAGAUUCAACCAGAAGAAUCUAUUCAGAAACCAAAUGUUGAUACUGUGAACGACAACAACAAAAACAGGAGCAGCAGCAGCAGCAGAGCUGCGAUGGGGAAGAAGGGUGUGAGUGUAAAUUGCAAGAGAAAGGAGCAACAAGAGGAAGAGAUCAAGGUACUACUGUCUUCGGUGCCUGAUAAUGCUGUUGUGAAGACAGUGGUUCCAUCAGGGGUUGAUAACAACCUUAAACCCCAAACAUUAACAAGAAGCAGAUCUUCUAGGCGAUCCAGAGACUUAGACAUCAAUCCUGAAGCUCUGUUGAAUCCUACACAAUCGUAUACCUCACUACUGCUUGAAGACAUCCACAACUUCCAUCAAAAGUGCACACAACCACCUUCUAUUUCUCUCCCAGCUUGUCUCACCAAAGCUUGCUCUAUCCUCGAAGCUGUUGCUGAUCUCAACUCCACCACCAGCUCAAAUUUCUCUGAGGACAGGAGAAGUCCACCCACUUACCAAUCUAAUUCUAGUAGAAAUGAGUACAAUCAUUAUGGAAAGAGGGUGCAAGAUACCAAGGAUCCAUUUGUAGAAUCUGAGGUAGUUGUUUGUGAUGAUGUGAUGGAGCCAAGCUUACACAAGUAUGUGACAGUUAAAAGGGGCGGUUCACUUUGUGGGGUAGACAUGGAGGACCAAGAGUCUUCAGGAAGCAACAGCUUCAUUGUCAGUAGUGGACAACAGCACUGGGCUAUUUCUUCUUCUUCUUCAGGGGAACCCAGUUCUGCUGACUCAACAGAUUGCUGGACUUCAAGAUCGAAUUCCAGAGAGGAGGGUCAGAAAAGUUCUUUAGGCUUGGAAGCUAGUUUGUCAUCUGACAUGGCUGAAGCUACCAGGAAGAAGACAUUGAACAGCAAAGGGAGAGAGUGUGAUCAUCAGCAUAGCGGUGGGAUAGGGCGUGGCAGGCUUGGUUCCAGUAAAGGUAUUCACACGUUGCCUGUGGUCACAGCUGCUGCAUCAACAUAGAUGUGAUGCUGAUAGAUACAUCAAAGUCAAUGAGUUUGACAUUCCUCCUUCUGUUUGGAGUUGUUGCAUACUUGCAACCGUUUCUCGUUUAAGGCCAAUUUAUGAUGAUCUCAUAAUCUUUGUUCUUUUCCCCAUUCUGCAAUUGUGUGGCCAUUAUGAUAUUAUGCUUUCAUUUCUUCGAAUGAACAGGAAGAUCAAUCAUUUUCAAACUCUAUUUGUAUCAACUCUCGUUCAAUACAAACAUACAAAGAGAGUCUCUCCACGGGGAAAAACAAGUAAUUGCUCAAAUCCCAUAACAAGCAUGCCUC